Molecule: messenger RNA, 2663 nt
Organism: Dioscorea cayenensis subsp. rotundata (Guinea yam)
Lineage: Eukaryota; Viridiplantae; Streptophyta; Magnoliopsida; Dioscoreales; Dioscoreaceae
Product: ferredoxin-dependent glutamate synthase, chloroplastic-like
Exons: 10
Coding region: 309-2663 (784 amino acids)
Biological process (GO): ammonia assimilation cycle; DNA integration
Molecular function (GO): glutamate synthase (NADH) activity; nucleic acid binding
Source: RefSeq, a predicted model, not a curated record
GACGAAACACCACGCACACACCCCCAAGUAUUCGAUUUCCUCCUCUCGUUGAAGAACAACGCCCAUUUAGUCCACUGAGAGGCCAUUUAUCUCAAUCCCCCUGUCGUUUCCCGAUCUUUAGCUUCUUUCGAGUUCGACGUGAGAGGCAGUACUGCUCUUACUCCCACCUUCAUUCUUCUCUCGUUAUCCUUUUGCUUAUGGUUUCUCAGCCACACGAAUUCUCUCUUCUCAUCUGAAUAUUCACAGCCAAGUCUUGCUCUUUUUUGCUUCUUGGUAGAUCAGUGUUUGGGACUACUCACUAGGGGACGAUGGCGGCGCUACCGCAAUCGUUUCCAACUGCAAAACUUUGCCGUGCUGCUUUGCCGGCCAAGGGAAGCAUCCUAUUUGGGAAUAUUUCUGGGGUUUCAAGUAAAUUGAGGCCGAGGAUUAGGUCGAGUCGGAAGGGAUGGUCUUCGUCUUCUGUUAGGGCUGUCCUUGAUUUAGAAGGAUCUGGUGUGACUCUCAAGGCUUCCAAGAUUGAUGCUUGUCGUGGUGAUCGGUCAAAGGUUGCAAAUUUGGAUGAUAUCAUAUCAGAAAGAGGAGCUUGUGGAGUUGGAUUCAUUGCAAAUUUACAAAAUGAAGCAUCCCACCAGAUUGUUGAAGAUGCACUUUCAGCUCUUGGCUGCAUGGAACAUCGAGGGGGAUGCGGGGCAGAUAAUGAUUCCGGUGAUGGGUCUGGAGUGAUGACCACUAUCCCUUGGGAUCUUUUAAAUGAGUGGGCCACCAAAGAAGGCCUUCCCUCCUUGGAGAAGUCCAGCACUGGUGUAGGGAUGGUCUUUCUUCCCAAAGAUGAGAUAUUCAAGGAUGAAGCAAAAAAUGUUAUCACAAAGACAUUAAAUGAGGAGGGACUGGAAGUUCUUGGCUGGAGGCCAGUUCCCAUAAAUGCAAGUGUGGUGGGUUACUAUGCAAAAGAGACAAUGCCUAACAUACAGCAAGUUUUGGUAAAAGUCCCAAAAGAGGAAAAUGUUGAUGACAUUGAAAGAGAGUUAUAUAUCUGCCGGAAACUAGUGGAGAAGGCAUCAAAAUCUGAAGUCUGGCAAGAUGAACUCUAUUUAUGUUCUUUAUCUAAUCAAACUAUAGUAUACAAGGGUAUGCUUCGCUCUGAAGUUUUGGGCCAAUUUUAUUUGGACCUCAAAAAUGAUCUUUAUAAGUCUGCUUUUGCCAUCUACCAUCGAAGAUACAGUACUAAUACUAGUCCUAGAUGGCCUCUUGCACAACCGAUGAGAUUACUUGGUCAUAAUGGGGAGAUCAACACUAUACAGGGAAAUUUGAAUUGGAUGCAAUCUCGGGAAACAACUCUCAAAUCCCUAGUAUGGCGUGGUCGUGAAAAUGAAAUUCGUCCUUUUGGGAACCCAAAGGCAUCAGAUUCAGCAAAUCUCGAUAGUGCUGCUGAAUUAUUACUAAGAAGUGGCCGAAGCCCAGCAGAAGCUCUUAUGAUUCUUGUCCCGGAGGCUUACAAGAAUCAUCCUACAUUGAUGAUAAAAUAUCCAGAGGUUGUGGAUUUUUAUGAUUAUUACAAAGGGCAAAUGGAGGCUUGGGAUGGACCUGCCUUACUUUUGUUCAGUGAUGGAAAAACGGUAGGAGCUUGCCUUGAUCGAAAUGGUCUUCGUCCGGCUAGAUAUUGGCGAACUAUAGACAAUGUAGUUUAUGUUGCAUCAGAGGUAUACCUUUUGUUCAACCGUCUAAAAAUAGACAUGAAAUAUUAUUACUUUGCAUGCAACAAAGGUUUUUUGAUGAAUUACAAAGAAUGUCCAACUGGGCAUGUGACUUUUGGAGAUGGUCAGAAAGGUCAAGUAGUUGGAAAAGGAACAUUGAUGAUUCCUGGGUGUGUUGUCUAUGAUGAAGCUGGUCAGUGUGUUCUAACUGGUUCAAGAUCUUCAGACAAUUGCUAUUUGCUAGAGAAACUGGAACAAGAAACAUGGGAUUCAGUCAUGAAUUUUUCAGACACCAAAAAAACUCCUCAACAAAACGGAGUGGUUGAAAGGAAGAAUCGCACUCUCCAAGAGAUGGCUAGAGUUAUGUUGAAUUCAAAGAAGCUCUCUACAAGAUUUUGGGCGGAAGCAAUCAAUACGGCAUGCUACAUCAUCAAUAGAGUGUACAUUCGGCCUUCAACCAACAUGACACCAUAUGAAAUUUGGAAAGGUAAAAGGCCAAAUCUCAAAUACUUUCACGUCUUUGGAAGCAAAUGUUACAUUCUGAAUGAUAGAGAUCAGCUGGGAAAGUUUGACAAGAAAAGUGAUGAAGGAUUAUUCAUGGGGUAUUCUACAACUAGUAGAGCAUAUCGAGUGUUCAAUUCAAGAACCAAAAAGAUGAUGGAGACCAUUAAUGUUGCUGUUGAUGAUUUCUCUGAUAUGGAGACUCAAGGUACAUCAAGUGAGCCAAACAAGCAUAUCACUCAGAAUAGCGAAUUAGUAGAUGAAGAGUUACAGGCCGAAAAAAAUGUUGCAACACAGGGUUACAACACCAAUCUGCAACAACAUGUAUACUCGCUCGGGUUUCGAGACAGACAACAUAGUUAUAAUCGAUGUCGCAUAGCGAGUUACAACGAGAUGAAGUCAUUCCGAAUCGGGAUGACGAUGAAGAAGAUAAUGAAGACAGCAGUCUUGAACCAUCCUCAAGAAUAA